Messenger RNA from Amborella trichopoda, 2265 nucleotides. RefSeq lists its product as uncharacterized. NCBI's taxonomy places the organism in Eukaryota, Viridiplantae, Streptophyta, Magnoliopsida, Amborellales, Amborellaceae. The record is from RefSeq and is a predicted model, not a curated record.
CCUCUCCCCGCAAAACCCUAACACAAAAACACACUCCAUUUUCUCCUCCACACACACUCCUCAAUAAGCGGCGCCGCCCCUUUUUGCACCACCACCACCUCUCUCUCUAGACAGACUCCUCUCUCUCUACGGCACAUCUUGCUCCUAGUUGAAAAAGUCUUCAACUUGCACUCUCUCUCUCCACAUGUUAGGCCUUGCCUCACACUAUGAUUAGUUGACACUCCCCCCAUAAAUAAAAAACAACACUUUUUGGUCAUCCACAACACACCAACACCACAACAAUAAAAACACACACAUAUAUAUGCUUAUAAAAGCUCUUCAGCUCUAGGAGCUUACUUUUUUUUCCUCUCCCUCUCUCUCUCUCUUCUCCUCCACCUUCCUCCUCCUCCUUAUUUCCAUGGGAGCAACCUCAGUCACAUCCAGUGCUUGUGGGAAUUGUAUGUAGAUUCAUGGAGGCCUUUCUCUAGCUCAUUCUCUCUCUCUCUCUCUCUCUAUAUAUAUAUAUAUAUUCUCUCUCUUUCUCUCUCUCACAGUCUGAGAGUGCAAAGCCACUCAUUCUCUGGCCCCCUAGAGGAUGGAAGAGCAGAAAAUUGUUAAGCAUUUUUGCAGGAUUUGCAAGAAAGGAUUCGGGUGCGGGCGCGCGCUUGGUGGGCACAUGAGGGCGCACGGCGUCUCUGAUGAGAACGUGGGGCCCUCUGGCCGCUCUGAUGAUGAGGACCCAUCUGGAGACUGGGCUGGUGGCGGGAGUGGGGUCAAGCGCAUGUAUGCCCUGCGCACAAAUCCAAAUCGCUUCAAAAACAGUCGAGUCUGUGAGAAUUGUGGUGAAGAAUUCACGUCCUGGAAGUUAUUCCUGGAGCACGGCCGGUGCGCUUCUGGGGCUGAGUCUCCCGACUCUGGCCAAAAGUAUGGGGAGGAGGAGGAGGAGGAGGAGGAGGAGGAGGAGGAUGAUGAGGAGAGAGAAUUCACCAAGAUGCCGUUGAAUGGGGCAGAGGAGAGGGAAUCCACCAAAAUGUCUCCUAACGGAAGAGGCGGCAAUGGGGAAGGUUGGGGGUGGGGAAAGAGGCUGAGGAGGGCGAGGAAUCUGAAUUCCCCCAAUUGCCCCUCCAGUGAGGAGGAGGACCUCGCGCAUUGCCUGGUGAUGCUUGCGAGUGCGAAGGUGGACCCACCAACAGCAGACACUGAGUCCUCAUGCGCUUCCGCAACUCGAGAUGAGGAAGAACCUGAUGGAUUCCGGCAGCCACCCAGCCGGAAUUCAGCUCCUGUUUCCCGAAAUCCAGUGCCCGAUGGCGUAAGCCGGCCCCCGGGGCUCUUUGAGUGCAAGGCAUGCAAGAAGCUCUUCAACUCUCACCAAGCCUUAGGCGGCCACAGGGCUAGCCAUAAGAAGGUGAAGGGUUGUUUUGCCAAGGUUGAAGACCAAGAGGAGUCCUUGUUAGAGAGAGAAACAAUCACAAAAGAUGGGUUCACAGCACCCAGGAAGAUGUUUUCUCUCUCUAAGACCCCAUCUCUCUCUAACCCCAAUUCCUCAACCCCUCAGGCAGCUUCCUCAAGGAAGAGGUCAAAGAUACAUGAGUGCUCAGAGUGCCAUAGGGUUUUCACCUCAGGCCAAGCUUUGGGAGGGCACAAGAGGUGCCACUGGGUCACCUCCAACACAACAGAGCCACCCAUGGCUAAGACACAAUUGCACCAAGAGAACCCACCUAAGAGGCUUGGCAUCGAGAAGGCCACGACACUUGAUCUGAACCUCCCCGCUCCAACGGACGACGUAGGUGGGCUCGAGUUCAAGUCCUGGUUUUGUGUGGGUUCAGAUGAUAAAGGGAGUGCAGUUUUGAGUGUGGAAGAUGAGGGAGACAGUACGUUGAAGCUUGGGAAACUUAGUGAUUUGAAGGACAUGGGGUUGAAUGAUGGGUCUACUCCUUGGUUGCAGGUGGGGAUUGGGUCGAGCAGUAACCCAUCAGAGAAAGGCUAGAGAGAGAGAGAGAGAGAGUGAGAGUGCAUUGAUCUGGUCUGAUGAGAGAGAGAGAGAGAGAGAGAUCAGAUCAUGGACUAUAACUUGUAAUUAAGGGGCUGUAAUUACAGAUUCAGAAACCCAACUCAAAACUGAUUCUUGUUAUUCUUUUGUUUUGGGGGGGCAUUACUUCAUGUUGUAUUUAUUAUAUAUAUAUUGGGGUUUCAAAGGAGGCCUUUGCUGAAUUGCAUAUCUUUUCCUGACUGAUUUAUCAGGAAAUUAAUUAUUUUUUGAAUAAAACUGAUGACACUUUCAUUACA